GUAAAUAUGCACAGAAUUUGCAGACAGUUUAUUAACUUGAUCACAGAUUUUUGAAAAAAUGACCUGGCAUCCGUGGUGUUAACAAAAAAAAAACGGUGAAAAAAAACGUAACGCUACGAAGUAAACAAUAAUUAAACAAUUCACUUUUACCUGAAAAUAUUUUAAUUCACUUUUUUCGAUGGAAGACGAACAUGAUUAUACACCUCCUAAGGCCCGAAAAGUCACCAUUACACUACCAAAGGGAAUAACGUUGAAAAAUUUACCACGAAAAAAAGAUAAAUCACCUUCAGAUUCAAUAGAAAUGGUAGAAAUUCAAACCGGCAAUGGACUUAAAGCGAUAAAGAGAAAGGUUCCAAUUAUACGACAACCAGGGGAACUUAUCGUCCCUAAACAAUUUAAAUCUUCUGAAACCGUAACAGUUUCUCAAUCACCCUCAUUUGACUUCCCAUUGAUAAAGAAAGAAUGGACAAGGGUUCCCCCGCCUGGCGUGAAAACAGCUUUGAAGGAGGAUAGAUCGGCGGAGCUUUCGCCAGAAACAGAAGAGUUUGAUGACGAAACAUCACAGGAGUGCGACCAGUCAGAGUCCUCCAAUGAACGAUUAGACCGAAUCGAAAAAAAGUUGGACCGCAUGCUCUCGAUACUCAAUCAUCAUGAUUCUGUUCUCAAAGGUCUAAAGUGGAAUAUGAAAGACUUGCGACUUGAAAUUCAGAACAUGCCUAAAGCGUCGACUGAAGAAGUUUACAUUACUGAUAGGGAUCCGGUUCCAGUGUUAAGAUCAAACAAGCGAACGAUUUUCUUUCCGAUUGCAGACGAUGCAUAUCUUUUGCGACUUGAUGAGCUAGCCCAGGCAGAUGAAGAUACACGUGACGAAUUGACCAGUUUGUAUGAUGAAGCACCGAGUACCAGUUUGUACGAAUAUUUACGCAAGAACAUUGGUCAGCUUUUCCAAAAUACAUCUAGAUACACUUGGACAGGACGUCCUUCUAAUGCUACACCGAUGGGGCCACUUUCCAAUGCGGCUCACAAAUUGAAUAUAAUCGAUUUACUGAUAUUAACUGCACGUGACAAAUUCUACAACGCAAGUCGUGAUUUGAUAGAAAGAGAAUUCAAACGGGCGCUAACUAAUUUUAACGAUACUAAAUAUAGCAAACAGAAACGUCGAAUGGAACAAAAACUUCAAGAAUAAAGUUUGACUUGCGAAUGUUUAAUACACUACAGUACUACAGUUCUAA
Messenger RNA from Malaya genurostris, 1232 nucleotides. RefSeq lists its product as uncharacterized. The record is from RefSeq and is a predicted model, not a curated record. The coding region runs from base 179 to 1186 and encodes 335 amino acids. The transcript has 3 exons. NCBI's taxonomy places the organism in Eukaryota, Metazoa, Arthropoda, Insecta, Diptera, Culicidae.